AUGCCCUCGUCGCCCGAUAACGCAGCUGCCUUUGCCAAUCCCCCGCCUAGCGCCGGAUACGUAUACAACCACCACCGCAAUCGCUCCCGAGGUCUCGAGAACCUGCAGAGUCGCGGACGCAACAUAUCCAGAUAUGAGUUUGGGCGAAGAGACAGGUAUGGGGAGAGGGUUACGAGAAUCUACCCCAGAGAGAUAACAAACGCCGCCAAGACUACCGCGCGGUAUUCGUCCUCUCCCGCUCCCAUACCGACUACCUCACCUUUGAUCAAGGCGCUUGGCUCGACUACCACCACCGCAGCCCACUACACCAACGAGUGGACCAAGUCGCUCCCUUACUUUGCCGCACAGCAGCCUGCUUCCAACGGUCGGAGCAUCAGUGGAUCACCCCCGGGCUUGACUCCGGGACAGAGCUACGGUGUUUCGCCGUCUCCUCCAACCAUCGGCGGUCGGCCGUUGAGCCACCCCAACCACUACCCUAGCUUCGGCGGUAGGCUUCAAGGCUCCCCACAUCAAUCUCCGUCACGGGAUCGUCGCGCCUCCAUGUUUUCGAAGUACUCGAGUCAGCCUCCACUUCCGCAUGAGCCACAAUCUCACUUUUACGGUUUACCAGAGAUCGACUUCGGCCUCGAUCCUCCGCAAAGCGAACUCCUUCCGGGCUCCAACGGCUACUUCUGCGGCUUUGACACUCUUGACUCCGUCAGCGACAAACCUUCCUCGCACGCCGGUCAGAAUGUUCUCUUGGUGGGAUAUGAGGGCGGUCUCGAUGUGCUUGAUGUAGGAAGAAGCCACAUGAACGUUUUGGGUAGGAUUGAAGGUCUAAAAGGCGCUGUCAUCGGCGCCAAGAUAUUACCUUGGACUGAUACUGCCGACCCAUGCGCGGAAGAGAGACCUCUCAUUGCCCUCAUCAUCCAUGCUCCAGUACUUGACGGCAUCAAAGACACUCACAACCCCAGUGGCUCCUCUUCUGCUGCGGGUACCAGUGAGAAUGAAGGAUCAUCAAGCCCUCCCACCAGGCCUGCUUCUGUCCUAGCAGAUAAUGCCACUGAUGUAUCCCAUUACCAGACCACCGUUGAGAUUUGGUCGAUGAAGAACGGAAAGAGUGUUGCUACGUUGUACAAGAGCGCGCUUGUCCCUGUGUCAGCAAAGGUUCCGUUGGAUAGUACUCUUUUCCAGCCACCGCCGCCCGUUGGCGAUCUUCGAAUUGCCGCCAACGGCCGCUUCGUGGUAGUUGCCUCUGGAGUUAGCGGAGAAGUCUUUGUGUUUGCCCCAAAGGAAGAUGAGGCCAAUCCCGGAAGCUUUAGAUGCAUCGGAAAAGUCUGGACUACCGUUCAAGUCCGCGAACACACGCCCAGCUCGAGCGCGGCCAGCUCAACUGAAGCCAGCAGCGUGGAAGCAGAGACCACAAGCACGUAUGGCGUUCCGUUGUUUGCGCUGUGUGAGCACUGGCUGGCAGUUGUACCCCCAGCGUCGUCUUCAAUAUUCUCCACCAACGGUAUGCCACUCCUGUCGCCUUCGCACCCGAAGCCUCCUGGUAUCACAACGCACGCACCUCCACCCCCGCCUCCUACGACCUGCCAAGUGGAUGCGCCGGAAGACAGCUUUAUCGGCAAGGCUUCGCGCGAAAUGGCCCAGCAGGCCAUGAAAGGCAUGCAAUGGGCAGCUAGUACUGGAAUGACGGCCUGGAAGAACUACUGGAACAAAUCCGAACAGGCGAAUGCUGUCCCGGUGCAGGAAAUGCAGCCCCCGCCGCAACCUUAUUUCCCACCAACACAUGGAGUUGGUGGCCAGGCGGCGAGCCAGCCCAGCAACGAGCCUACGCUUGUGUCCAUUUUCAGCCUGCAAAGGAUGGAAGAUGCCGAGAUCACGCGAAGCCGCAAUGCUCUCAACCCUCUUGCGACGUUUUCUUCCCCGCUUGGAUGCAGCUUCCUGUCAUUCUCUCCGAGUGGCCUAAUGCUCAUGACGUUCAGCAAGAAGGGAGACAACCAGUUCGUUUGGGAUCUCAAUAACCUCAACCACAACAAGGCUGGCAACAACCCUGCUCGCUCUUCGAAUUCGCACGUACGUCAGGUAGUCAAGUUCACGCGGAUGACCAUUGCAAACAUUAUCGACGUCUCUUGGUCUUCGCCCAAGGGUAAGAGACUUGCAAUCCUUACCGAGAAGGGCACCGUCCAUAUGUAUCCUAUGCCGGCCUCUGCGUUCCAGUGGCCUCCUCCAAGGCGUGCGCGGAAACCAAAUGAACAGAAGACCAAAGAUGGAGCGGAUUCAGCGUCAAACGCGAAGAACAGUGGUAAAGUCGGUUCCGCUGCGCAGACCAUCACAGGAAAGGCUAUACCCUUUUUAAACGCGGUCCGCAGCCGGGGUGGCGGAGUCGGAACUGCCUUUAGCGGUCUCAGCAUGACCCCCGCAGCUGGUGCUAAGGGUGGUAAAGCUGUCGCAGCGGGUCUGGGCAAGACAAUGGCCGGCGCCGCAGUCAACUUGAAGCAUGCUGGCGACAACAAGCUACAUCUUCCUUCGCUCGCUAACGGCGUCAACCCCAACUCUGUCCGCUGGCUGGCCAGCAGCAAGAAGAAGAAGCACGAGCGUAUUGCCCUUGUUGCUGGUGGUGUUUUGACAAUCUACAGCGUCACCUUCCAGGCAGUCCGCAGCCGCAACACGGGCGCGCAAACACGCAUCAACAAGAGAAAACUUGUGGAAUACAGCCUCAACCCCAUCCGCGACACUCGCAUCGCACCCUCCGUCAUGAACUACCUCGAGUCCAAGCCAGGCGAGGAACCACGUCCGUUCCCAGGCACGGAGAAGGCCGCCGAGUCAUACUGGACCCCUCGCGCCCCCACUGUCAACCGAGACAAGGGCCAGCGCAACCUUACACAGCCGCUGGCCGUCGCCGAAAUAGAAGCAAACACACCCUACCAGCCCUUCCACACAGAUCGACGCAUUGACCUCUUCGGAAACGAAGAGGCAGCGCCAGCGCCGCAGAACGGGGAGCACAACCACUGGGAGGAGCACCAAUCUCAGCAAGCUCUUGUUCACCACAGCCACGUCGAUGACGCAACCGAAUGGUCGUUCGGCGAGGAGCUGCCCUCGGCAAAGCUUUCGCUGCCCUCUUACUAUGCCUUUGAGGACGAGGACCCCCUAGCGGACGACAUGAUGGGGCUGGUCAUGGGCGGCGAGGGCGCGGCAGGCCAGGGCGCUGCCGGCAUGAUGAGCAGUUUAGUGAUGAAGGAGGGGGAUGAGGAAGUCGAGCAGGUCGUGGUGACGACGAGGCGGCGGCGCAACAAGAGGAAGUCGGAGAUGGAUGACGGCGACGACGAGGAGGGCUUCUUCGAGGACGAUUGCGAGGUCUGGGACUUUGCGAACGACCGCGUUUGA
Molecule: messenger RNA, 3369 nt
Organism: Aplosporella prunicola CBS 121167
Lineage: Eukaryota; Fungi; Ascomycota; Dothideomycetes; Botryosphaeriales; Aplosporellaceae
Exons: 2
Coding region: 1-3369 (1122 amino acids)
Biological process (GO): autophagy; response to starvation
Cellular component (GO): cytoplasm
Molecular function (GO): protein binding
Source: RefSeq, a predicted model, not a curated record